Vespa velutina is the source of this 6647-nucleotide messenger RNA. Its product is annotated as zinc finger protein 236-like. The record is from RefSeq and is a predicted model, not a curated record. Gene Ontology annotation, cellular component: nucleus. Gene Ontology annotation, molecular function: RNA polymerase II transcription regulatory region sequence-specific DNA binding; DNA-binding transcription factor activity, RNA polymerase II-specific. Gene Ontology annotation, biological process: regulation of transcription by RNA polymerase II. Lineage: Eukaryota; Metazoa; Arthropoda; Insecta; Hymenoptera; Vespidae. The transcript has 16 exons. The coding region runs from base 1095 to 5888 and encodes 1597 amino acids.
AAGUAGAAGAAAAAAGGAAGGAAGGAAGGAGAGAGAGAAAGAGAAGAGAUUUUCUUUCUCAUUUUAACCGAGCUGCUAUACCGAUUCAAAUUUAGAAGUCGGUAUAGAAACGAGACGAGUAUAUCGAUUACGACGAACAUAAACCAAUUUCGUAAACUUCACUUCCGUCUCUCUAAGACGACGACGUGGCUUCUGCUCUUGUCGGAGCGGCUUCGCCAACCGCGAACGAUAUAUGUUCCUGCCACACAUAUUUUCCUUUUUCAUUUUUUUUUUAUUUUCUUCUUUUUUUUCUUUUUUUCUUUUUCUUUUUGUUUGUUUAUCUUUCUUUUCGUCAUUCAUUAGUCAAAUAAAGAGUCCGUGAUAUUUAAUUAUUUGCUUUUUAUUAAGAUAAGUGUGUUAAAUAUUAUUGAACGAAAAAAAGAAAAAAUAGGAAGAGAAAAAAGGGGAAGAGAGAGAAAGGAUAAAAAGGAAGAAGGGAGAUUACCGUAUUCACAUAUUGAGACGAUGCCCACGAAUGUGCUAUAGCUUGCAAGAAGUGCAAUGUCCUCCUUUAAGGAUGCAGCAGCAGAAGCAGCAGCAACAGCAGCAGCAGCAGCAACAGCAGCAGGAGGAGGUGCGAAGCGAACACUGUAUAAAAAUUAAAAGGAGUAGAAAGAAAGAUUUUCUUCGUCGAGGACUUGAAUCGUCGAACAGUACGCGUUGAAGUUAAAGCGGGGGCGGUAACUCUGAUGUUCAUCGGCUUUUUUAUACGGGACAGCCACUCCUAUCAUUGAGAUCCAAUGAUCUCUGAAGAAGACUUUCUUGUAUUUCGUAUAUAAGUUUUGUGUUUUACAGUGUUCAUUAUUAUUCGUUUCCUUAUUUUUUUUUUUUCUUUUUUUUCUUUUUGUUCAAAAUAAAAAAAAUUUUUUCUUUUUUUUUUUCUUUUUCUGAUAAACAAGAUAAGAAAAAGAGACAGAAUUGAAAAAAAUAAACAUUGAAUGAAAAUGCAAUAAAUAAUAAUUGCAGAUUUUGUUGCAAUUGUGUUCAUAGUGAUCUACUUAAAUAUAUGCUAUAUAUAUAUAUAUAUAUAUAUAUAUAUACACACACACAUAUCUAUGCACAUUACUGCCUAUAUCUUCUUCAUAAUGUCGUUCGCCGUGGACUGCAUCAAUUUUGCUCUUCUACUGAUCUGCUCUCGUGUCUUUCAUCUCGCUCUUGGAAUCGGUGCGCAGUAUUAUAAGGCCCAAUUGGACGCGCACUUGAAGUUACAUGGUGAAAAAUCAUUAACAGAGGAAGUGCGAAAGUGUAAGCUUUGCAAUAAACAAUUUGUUCAGCCUGCUUUAUAUAGACUUCAUAUUCGUGAACAUUAUAAGCUACAGACGAAGAUAGUCAAGCAGACGAAAAAAGGAACGAAACAUAAGAUUAUGUAUAAGUGUACGAUAUGUUUGAAGUCGUUUCAAAAACCUAGUCAGCUAAUGCGUCAUAUUAGAGUUCAUACAGGAGAGAAGCCUUUUAAAUGUACCGUAUGUAAUCGCGCAUUUACUCAGAAAGGUUCUUUACAAAUUCAUAUGUGGCAACAUGAUGGUAUCAGACCUCAUAUUUGUACUCUUUGCAAUGCUAGAUUCAGUCAGAAAGGAAAUCUAAAUGCCCACAUUUUAAGGGUACACAGUGCACCAGAAGGAGAAUCCAUUUAUGGAUGUAGUUAUUGUCCUUGUAUUUUUAAAAAGCUUGGCAGUCUUAAUGGUCAUAUGAAAAGAAUGCAUUCGAAUUUGCCAGAAGAAACAACAUCGAAAUGCGAAAGUUCUACAGAGGCUGAUAUGCGAGCUACAGUUGAUAGUGUCAUAUCACAGUUAGCAUCCUUGGAAUCUGGAAUUGCUAAUGUAGCAAAUUCUACUCAAUCUGAAACUACGACUGAAAAUAGAAAUGAUAUUUUACAGGAAGCAUUAAAUAAUAGUGGAUUGCCUAGUAAAGAGAAAAAUCUUUCUAAUGAAACAAUGGACUCAAAAAAAGUAGAAGCAAAAACAACAUAUGUUACGUUGUUAGAUAGAGCUCCUGACGGCACAAUGAGAAAAUAUUUAACAAUAAAGCAGCGAUGUAUAGGAAAUAUACGAUGGUAUGCAUGUUCUUUCUGUCACAAAGAAUUUAAGAAACCAUCAGAUUUAAUACGUCAUUUAAGAGUACAUACUCAAGAAAAACCAUUUAAGUGUUCUUAUUGCUUUCGCUCGUUUGCAUUAAAAUCAACAAUGAUUGCACACGAACGUACUCACACUGGUACAAAGAAGUAUGCCUGUGGUUCGUGCGAUAAAACGUUCGCGUGUCAUAGUAGUCUUACCACUCAUACGAGAUUACAUACAAAACCGCACAAAUGCACUGUAUGUGAUAAAUCGUUUAGUUCUAGCGCUGUUUUAAAAAGUCACAUGAAAAGUCAUUCAAAAGGAAAAUCAAAUAUCUCGCCAGAAGCAGAAAGUUUAGUACCACAAAUCAUUUUACAGGAACCAUUAGUUAUUAGCGAUGCGGGUAAUAAGAUCAGUGUGGCGCAUGUACAAUCAAAACAAAAACAUGUUUAUGAUAGUGCAGAUGUUGCAAGACCACACAAAUGUUGGAUAUGUCAUGCAGCAUUUAGGAAAAUUAGUCAUUUAAAGCAACACCAUCGUCGGCAUACUGGAGAACGUCCUUUCAAAUGUCCUAAGUGCGAUAGAAGAUUUACGUCUAAUAGCGUUCUUAAGUCACAUUUGCAUACACAUGAUGAUGCAAGACCAUACAGUUGUACUGUAUGUAACACUAAGUUUUCUACACAAAGCAGUAUGAAGAGACAUUUGGUUACUCAUAGUAACAAAAGACCAUUCAUGUGUCCUUAUUGUCAUAAAACAUUCAAAACUUCUGUUAAUUGCAGAAAACAUAUGAAGAUACAUAAACAUGAACUUGCACAAAGACAAUUAGAACAACAGAAAAAACAACAACAAAUUAAGGAUGUACCAAAGACAUUAAAUAAGGAUAAGGGAACUAUUUUACCAGAGAAUAUAGCACUGUCAGAGGAAAUGGAAGUAUCAUUCCAACCGCAAAUGGCACCCGAUUUUGCAUUAGCUUUUUCUGAUCAAUUUCAAAAUAUAACGGAAAAAGAAAAAACAUUUUUAACAACAGACAGGACACAACCGGUUAUUAAUUCAAAUUUAUCUACAAAUUUACCUACAAUAGAAACAAAUAAUUUACCAACAUCACAAACUUUAAAUACCGACGAAACAGCCACUAUUACAAUUCCUAAUUAUACAGGGGAUCAAUCGCUUACGCCUGAAAGUAUACGUGAGAUAGAAGAAACUUUCAAUCAACAAUUGUUUAAUAUUGGAAUGAAUCUUGGUUUGGGAAAUAAUCUCCCAAGACCUAUAGAUGAUACAAAUACAAAUACUCUUGAACAAAGGGAACAACCUGUAUUAAAUAUUAUUUAUGAUAAUAAUAAAAAUUUAGAGUCAUCCGCAAAUACAAUGUUCACAUCACAAUUUGACUCAUUUGAUAUUAGUCAGAUUACAUUACAACCUGAUACUGAAAUAGACAUUGGACUUAAUACAGAAAAUUCUGAAAAUAUGGCAAAUAUUUUAACUAGAUCUAUACAAGAGAGACAAGAAAUAAAUACUAUCACUAUUGAAAAUAAUACAAAUGACAAUCAUAUUAAAACACCAAAACAAUUAAUGAUAUUGGGACCCAAACAAACUGGAUCUGAAACUGCUGUAAAACUGCCACAGUCUUGUCCAAGAUAUCCAAAAGUUAUAGCUAAAGCAGAUACAACAGAUACAACAGAUAUCGAAAUCAUGAAUUUAACAAAUAGUACAGAAAUACAAAUGAUAAAUGAUUGUAAUAAAAAACAUCAAGAAAACAUCGUAUGUCACGAACAUGGAAAUAAUACUUUACAUUUAAAAUGUGAUUUAAACAACGAAAAUUUUCAAGAUACAUUACAAUUAAAUGCUCAUUCAAAGUUACAUUCUCCGUCAAACAUCAUUUAUACAGAUAUUAAUGGAUGUAGCAGUCAAUGUGAUUCUUUACUUCAGUGUCAUAUAUGCAGUGAACAAGGCUUUACUACAGAAGAAUUAAAGGAACAUUUGCAAACUCACCGCGGAAUAAAGGGCUUCCAAUGUACAGAAUGUUCUCUUAAGUUCUGUACUAGUGGUGGACUUAGUAGACAUUUAAAAUUACAUAAAAGUAAAGAACAAUGGAAGUGUACAAUCUGUCAACAAGUUUUUGUUAGCAAAGCCCAAUUGAAAUCUCAUAACAAAAUGCAUGAUAAUAGCCUUAAUGGAAGCUCGUUAGAAUCAGACAAAUUGCAAAAAGAAAAUAUUUCUAUUAAUAAAACUAUUUCUAUUGAUUCUACUUCAAAUAAUAAAAUUUCUUUUGAUAGUAAAACUCUAUCAAAUAAAUCUGUCAAAUUGGAUGACAAGAUUUCUUUAAACGAUAAAAUGGGCAAUGAUUCGUCAGUGUCAGAAAAAGUUCUUUUAGAUACAGUAGCAGAAAAAAAGAUCAUGGAUCAAAUAGAUGGUAGUGCAGAAAAAAAAGAAACAAAACAGUAUAUCAAUAAAUGUAAAUACUGUCCGAAAACAUUUCGCAAACCAAGCGAUCUUAUAAGACACAUUCGAACACAUACUGGCGAACGACCGUACAAGUGCGAUCAUUGCAGUAAAAGCUUUGCAGUGAAAUGUACAUUGGAUUCUCAUAUGAAAGUUCAUAGCGGCAAGAAGACGUUUUGUUGUCAUGUUUGCAAUAGUCUAUUUGCUACAAAGGGUAGUUUAAAGGUUCAUAUGCGAUUACAUACUGGUUCUAAACCAUUUAGAUGUUCGAUUUGUGAUUUAAGAUUUCGAACUUCAGGUCACAGGAAAGUACAUUUAUUGAAACAUGUGAGACAGCACAAAGGUACCACUAAACGAAAACAAAAGCACAUGAAAGUUUCAGCCGUAACUGAGGCAACCCUUGAUUUAGAAAAGUCGAUUGAAGGUGUAGUGCAUUUAGUAACAACUGAUAAUGAUGUAUCUACAUCAUCAAAUGUUGAUUACUCAAACCUUGACACAAUUAGCAUUGAUACUAAUAACUUAGUCAAUCAGAUUAAUUUGAAUAACGAUGCAAUGAUAUUGAAUAAUAAUUCAAUUGUGUCAUUAAAUGAGAAUAAUCAAUUAGUAGCAAAUUUGCAUUUCUUAUUAGCAAAUGGAUUUGUUACCAUUCAAACGGAUGAUACUUCACCAUCACCAACAACAGCUGCGGCAGCACCACCACCGCUAGUACCUAUUUCUGAUGCAAAUAUUAUUCAGAAUGAGACUAAAUUACCAGAAUUUGUUAAUACUGCACCUAUACAGGAAUCUUAUAUUGACACAGGUACUAAACACGUUGUUAUUACAAAUGAAACAUCAACAAGGGAAGCCCUUCCAACCACUCAUGUUUCAACAGAUUCAAAUAAUGAUAUGAGUAUAACACAGUUAGAAUAUACAAAUGCUACAACAAAUAAAACACAUGAAACAAUAAAGAAACAAACAAAUAAGAGCAAUUCAUCAAAACAGAGAGCAUGUGAUAUUUGUGGAAAAACAUUUAUGAAGCCAUAUCAAGUAGAGAGACACAAACGAAUUCACACAGGUGAACGUCCAUUUAAGUGCGAAUUAUGUACAAAAUCAUUUGCUCAAAAGGCAACAUUACAAAUGCAUCAGAAACAUCAUACAGGUGAUCGACCACAUGCUUGCCCAUGCUGCGAAUUUACUUUUUCACAAAGAGGAAAUUUACGAACACAUUUAAGACGUGUUCAUCGAUUGGAUCUUAUCAGUGCUAAAAAGUUGAAAACAAGUCAACAAGUUUUAAGUGCUAAACUAAUACAAAAUAAUAUAGGUGAAACAAAGAUUCUAAGUUUAGAUGAUAUUGCCUUUGUCCAGUUUGUAAAAUAACUUUUAAGAUAGAAUAAUAUUUUAAAAAUGCUAAAUACGCUUAAAAUCCUGAAUACUGUCUGAGAAAUCAGAUAUAUUACUUUUCACUGCUUUAAUCAUGAAAGAUUAAAAAAAAAAAAAAAAAAAAAAAAAAAAAAAAAAAAAAAAAAAAAAAAAAGAAAGAAAGAAAAAAAGAAAAAAAAAGAAAAAAAAAGAGAAAAAAAAAGAAAAAAAAUAUCAGACUGAUCUCUCUGUGUCUUUGCAUUGAGAAAUUUUUUGAAACUCUGUGAUGUAUAUAUUAUGUACAUUGAUAACACUAAAAUAGUAAAGUUAUAUUCUGUGGUUUAUUAGAAUUCUUUAUAUUAUUGAGAGUCAGUUAUUAUUUUAAGUGUUCUAACUCUAAACCUAUUUGGUAUUACUAAGAAGCAAAAAACUUUCUUUGAUAAGUUAUAUUAUCUUUAUUUGAUACGUAAAAAUAUGACUUGUACAUAAGUUACUACUGUUUGUAAUAAAAUAUGUCAUUAUAGAAUUAAACUUAGCAUUUAUGUGUGAAAAUUUUUGAGGCAUAAAUGAUUAAAAAAUAAAUAAAAUUAAUGUUUAAAAUUGCAUUUAAUUGCAAUGUUUGGACAACCAUCAGGAUGAUUUUCAUGAAACCAACAAGGUUUUACUUUUACUGGAUGUGUAGUAAUAGUUUUUCGUUUUUUUUUAAUAUUAAUAGGUGUAAUUCCAGGUAUUCUAAACUGUACUCUUCCUUGAAUUACAGAAAAUAUGUGACCAUUA